Messenger RNA from Triticum turgidum subsp. durum (durum wheat), 1905 nucleotides. The record is from the annotation of a GenBank genome assembly. NCBI's taxonomy places the organism in Eukaryota, Viridiplantae, Streptophyta, Magnoliopsida, Poales, Poaceae.
AUGUCGGGGUUGAAUUCAAUCAUAAGUUUGUUGCGUCGUACUGUCUCAGGCGGCAGAAUAAUAAUUAUUACACGGUUUCUUGCAAUUGCUGGUAUUGCUGGUACAGUUCAUAAAGUUGGUUUACUUAAUGAUGAAACGGCAAGACAACUGUUUAUGGAAAUCAUGGGCAAAGCAAAUCAGCAGAAAGCUCCACCCAGACUCUGGGAAAUGUGCGGCGGUCUGCCGUUAGCCAUUGUUACAAUGGCUAAGCAGGUCGCCUUCAACGCAGAGAAAACAAAAAAGGAAUGGCGCAUGUUUUGCUCUUCUUUCCAGACGAGCACCGGUACAAGUCAGGACACGUACCAACUCACCAAGAAGAUACUUAGUACCUGCUACAACGAUAUGCCUGCUGAGAUCAAGGCAUGUGCCUUGUAUUUUAGCAUGUUCCCAUGUGGUCAAAAGAUCAGCAAGAAGCGUCUGACAAGGCGAUGGAUUUCAGGAGGUUUUGUCACUGAGAUGCAGGGGUUAAGUGCAGAGAAGGUUGCAGAGACAUACUUGAAUUACCUCAUCAGGAGGAACUUCAUACAAGCCACGGAGCACAGCAGCAAUGGAGAGGUGAAGAGCUAUCAAGUCCACUCCAUGGUUUUUGAGUACAUUGUAUCGAAGGCAAGCGAGGAGAAUUUUGUCACUACAACUGGUGUCUGUGGCAUGGUGCCGCCUUGCAUUAGCACCAAAGUCCGCCGAUUGUCUGCUAGAUACAGAGGUUCUUCGAAGUCUAGAGAAGAACUGGAGACCAUGAACUUGUCUCAUGUCCGAGACGUGACCAUGUGUGGGAGUUUGAAGCAACUGCCUUCUAGUUCAUUCAAGUUUAGUGGAGUUGUGCAACUACUAGACCUUGAAGGUUGCAAGGAUUUUAAACAGCAACAUACUAAGGAGAUAUGCAGAAUGUUUCUACUCAAGUAUCUCAACCUUCGAAGAACCGACAUUAAGAAGCUCACAAAAAGGAUUGGAGAUCUCCGGUUUUUGGAGACUCUUGACGUAAGGGAAACCAAUGUUACAGAGCUGCCCAAAGCCAUCUGCAAGCUUGAACGAUUGGUUAAUAUAUUUGGUGGCAACAAAAGAACAAGGAAGGCAUUGAAGCUUCCUGAAGAACUGGAGACGAGGAAAAAGAUGAAGGCUCUUCGUAUACUGACAGGUAUUGAGAUUGGUACUGCGGACCUCCAUCAUCUGACCGAUCUGAGGAAGCUCGCCAUUUACAAGCUUAACAACGAUACGGGGGGUUGUCUUUUCAAUGAAUUAAGCUCCUCGAUCGAGUACCUCGGUGGCUACUCUCUCUAUGCCCUGGUAAUUCAUGAUGACUCAGCUGAGUUUCUCAAAUUACUAGGUGAUCUCUCUGCCCCUCCCAAGUUUCUCAAUGCCCUCGAGUUUUCUGGCAAGUUGGUUGAGCUCCCGAAAUGGAUUACAGAACUGGAUGCACUCACAAAGCUAACCCUCUCAGUGACGGCUCUUCGGGCAGAUAAUUUGGAGCUCCUUAGCAAGAUAUGCAGUCUGUUUUCACUCACAUUCUCACUUCAUGCAACAAAACAGGAUCAAGAAACAGCUGACAUUGUUGAGGAAAACAAGGCAUGCUCAGAUGGGGUGAUAUUGUUUCCGGUUGGCGGAUUUGAGAAUCUCAAGCUCCUUCGUUUCUUUGCCCCUUAUGUGCCACAACUAAGCUUUCAAGAUGGCGCAGUGCCGACCCUCGAGAGGCUUGAGCUACGGUUCAGCAACUUUGAGGGCCUUGUUGGCAUAAAAGGGCUGAAAAAUCUCCAAGCGGUGCAUAUUAAAGUAUAUGACAAAGCAAGUGAGACCACCGAGUCAAUAAUAAAAGAAAUGACAACUGCAGCGAGGGAAGAUCGUGAGGGACCAAGAAUAUUCUUGGAUUAA